Molecule: messenger RNA, 1323 nt
Organism: Adineta steineri
Lineage: Eukaryota; Metazoa; Rotifera; Eurotatoria; Adinetida; Adinetidae
Source: the annotation of a GenBank genome assembly
AUGCCACAAGCGCAAAAGAAAAAAUCUAAAUAUAUCAAUGUAUUUAGUAAUGAAGGCAAAGAACGAAUGAUCGUUCGAUUUCCAGGUCGUAGUUUAUGUGAAUGUCAAGCAUCAAAACAUAAACUUGUUGGUAAUUGUCUUAAAUGUGGUCGAAUUGUAUGUGAUCAAGAAGGAUCUGGUCCAUGUUUUUUCUGCGGCACUCUCGUUUGUACUCGUGAUGAAAAAAAUUUGAUUACUUCAGGAACACGAGAAGGAAAGCAACUUGAAGAACAAUUAUUAGCUCGACAAGUUCGUGAACCGGAUUCUAAAAAUACAGUGAAUACAUCUGAUUCAUCAUCACAAUUAUCAUUAAAUGAUAUUGCACAAGCUGUAGCAUUUAAAAAUAAACUUAUUGAAUUCGAUCGAACAAGUGCACAACGAACACAAGUUAUUGAUGAUGCUGCAGAUUAUUUUGAUAGUAAUAAUAAAUGGCUUAGUAAAAACCAACGUACGAAACUUGAAAAACUUCAAUCACAACUCAAUCAUCAGAAAAAUCAAAAGAAUCAAAAGAUUACGAUUGAUUUUGCUGGAAGACGAGUUACGAAUGAUCCUGAAGCAAAAAAUGAUCGAUUUUAUGAUGAAGCUCGAGCUGUUCAUGAUAAUGAUCAAUAUGAAUUAGAAAGUGAACGUUUUCAUCAACAACAAAUUCCUAAUUGGGAUGAUGAUGAUGAAAAUGAUUUAAUUAACCAUAAUUUACCUGGAUCAGCGUCAGCUCCUCAAUGGGUUGAACAACAAAAUACUAAACGACCCACAUUAACAACUUUAUCUCAAGUAACUAUCGAAGAUAAAGAUCGAGAACGUCUACGUAUUCAAGAUAAAGAAUUAAUGCAAAUGACAGAUGAUGGAAUGUGUCUGUCUAUGCAUCAACCAUGGGCUUCAUUAUUAGUUCGUGGAAUAAAAAUGCAUGAAGGUAGAUCUUGGUAUACAUCACAUCGUGGACGUUUAUGGAUACAUGCAGCAGCAAAAGAACCUGAUCAAAAUGUUAUUUCAAGUAUGCAAGAAUUUUAUCAAGCAAGAAAUACUGAUGAUGAAGAAAUUGAUUUUCCAACGGAUUAUCCAACAUCAGUAUUACUUGGAUGUGUUGAUGUUAUUGAUUGUUUAGAUCGUAAUACAUAUGUUGAACAGUAUCCUGAUGGUGAAUCUGAGAGUGAAUAUGUUUUGAUAUGUGAAAAUCCACAAGAACUUUUUUUUAAAUUACCAAUGCGUGGACAACAUAAAAUAUAUAAAAUGGAAAAUCAUGCACAUCAAGCAGCAAAACGAGUUCUUUUACGAAGAAUGCAAUGA